This is a messenger RNA of Polistes canadensis, 1279 nucleotides long. RefSeq lists its product as uncharacterized. The coding region runs from base 235 to 1242 and encodes 335 amino acids. Gene Ontology annotation, molecular function: structural constituent of chitin-based larval cuticle. The record is from RefSeq and is a predicted model, not a curated record. The transcript is spliced from 4 exons. Lineage: Eukaryota; Metazoa; Arthropoda; Insecta; Hymenoptera; Vespidae. Gene Ontology annotation, cellular component: chitin-based extracellular matrix.
AAAAACAAGAGUAUUAUAUAUUUAUUAUUUCCUUUUUUUUCUUUUUUUUUAAAUUAAACAAAUGUGGUGACCAAAGGACGAAGAAAAUAACGAACGAGAGAAAUUUCAAACGAAACGAGAAAUUGUUCAUCGAGAAAAUCAAUCAACGAGAUUUCAAAUAGAAUUGAAAUAAGUAAGAAACAUUCUAAAAAAAAAAAAGAAAAAAGAAAAAAGAAAAGAAAAGGAAAUUCUAUCAUGCUUGUUCGUGCGUUAAUCGAAUCGAUUGUUUUAACGCUUUCGAUUUUAUAUUCGACGUCAAACGCAUACGAAGAAUCCGAAGGAAGAAAUUGGAAUUAUGUCCCAAAUACUCAAUACCAUAUACAGAAUGAUGAAGGUCCGGAACGAUACUUUCGCUUUCAAACGUUGAACGGUCAGUUUCGUAAAGAAAAAAGGUUGGCCGAUGGUACGGUCAUUGGUACGGAAGCCUGGCUCGAUCCUCUUGGUUAUUUACGUUACAAGGAUUACAUUGCUGAUCAUCAAGGCUUUCGUAUUUUAAAAUCAAAGAUGAUUUACGUUGGUAAAGAUACACCUAUUCAAGAAGCUUUAAUAAUAACCAAAAAUUCACCAGCUCAAAGUGGAGUAUUAGUGAAACCCCAAAAACCACCAAACCCAUUCAGAAAAACAAACAGGAAUAUAAAUGUCAAUCCAUUGCCCAGGAAUGAUAUUAAUACCGGUUAUUAUACACCAACUACUAUAAAACCGAUUACUAUCUCACCAUACUUUUCUCAAUCAAAUAAUAACGAUUAUUAUAAUAACAAUAGAGAAAAUAAUGUUAUUCGUUCGGAUAAUUCAAAUGAUAAUCCGAAUUACAGAAGUAACAACAUUGUUCAACCUAUCGAAAUAUUAAGACCACCACCCAUUGUUUCAAGUAAUAAUGCUGAUUAUGCUAAUCGAAAUUCGCAUAAUCAAUUAACCGAUGACAUUUUACAACCUAACGAAAUAUAUAAUACCAAUAAUGGUUUCGAAUAUUAUCUUAAACGUCAGUAUCACGAAGAAGAACGUGAACCUAACGGUGAUAGUGUUGGUUCUUUUGGUUAUAUCGAUCCGUUUGGUAUCAGAAGAGUCAUUUAUUAUAAAACUGAUUCUCAAAGUGGUGGAUUUAUUCAUAAAAAAAAUAACAGAUAUGUUGGUUUUAAUGGUAAACCAUACGACAACUCGCCAACUGAUAAUUUGUCACGAACGAGUAGAAGAAUAUCUUCUUAAUUAUUAUUAUUUUUUUUUCUUUUCUAAUGUUUUUCGA